UCGUCGUUUAACGGGAGACCAGCCAAGACGCGAUUAGCAGCAACGGAUUAGUACCUGGGCCGCAAGUCUCACCCACCGGGAAUCCCAGGGUGAUUUGGUGCGUCGACGGAGGAUUUAAACGAUUGUCGUAUUUUCGCCUCGUUCAGUCAUCGACGAGUUCUUCAAGUCAGUGCGCGGAGGAAACUUUCGUCGACAUUCGGCCGGACUAUGUUCCGAGCAAACUGUUCAGUGGAUCGAGAUGGUACGUCAGUGCUGUGCUGUUGACGAUAAGUCGACGCCGUUGACAUCGGGCGAUAUUGACGAUUGACGCUUACCGUCUCGAAGUCAAGGCUCGGACCGAGUGACGCCUUCGGUGAGAAGGAAUCCAAAGAUGCUGUUCAAAGGUAAUAGCUCCCGGCUCGAACUGCUGAUCGGAAAAAUACAGGCACACAAGGAAUCGCCGUCGCCACCGCAGGACGAAAAAUGUCACCCCAAAUCCAAAGAAGCCUUGGGAACCGGAAGUUCCUCCUGGCACAGCGAAGAUGGCGGUCCGGUGUCGAGGAGGGGCGGCGACACGCCAUCUUCUUGCGCUACACCAACCUCGGCGAGUUUCCCCUCGGAACCGGAAGCGGAAGGUGAAAACGGGCCGCACGCCGACAUGAACAACCCCGCGGCUCCUUAUCCGUGCCAAUUUUGCGACAGAUCAUUUCCCAGACUGAGCUACUUGAAGAAGCACGAACAGAGUCACGGUGAUCAGAUGCCUUACAAGUGUAGCUGGUGCGCAAGGCUGUUUAAACACAAACGAAGCAGAGAUCGACACGUGAAAUUGCACACCGGCGACCGGAGAUAUCGAUGCACGCACUGUGAGGCCGCCUUCUCCAGAAGCGACCACCUGAAGAUUCACAUGAAAACGCACGACACCCAGAAACCGUAUCAAUGCACCGCCUGCUCCCGUGGCUACAACACGGCGGCUGCUUUAACGUCCCACAUGCAGUCGCACAAAAAGCACCAUCACGGCAUUACGCAGAACUCGAAAUUGGACUCCGAUUUCGGACGGAGAAGCGUCUCAUCCCACAGCACGGCGUCACCGCCCGUACCGAACUCACCGUCGCCGAGUUUGAACCUCACUCUGGCCUCCAGGAACCAGGGUAAGGGAUCACCUAUGGUACCCAGCGCUUCGAGCACCCCGGUUCUCCACUCCCCGAUGAAGCUGGCCUGCAUGUACUGCACCCGAGACUCAUUCACAAGCAUGCAACAGCUCCAGAUGCACGUCCACGCCAUGCACCGGGCGAUCCUGAGCGGGGAUAACCGGACGAUGCCGUCGCCGGGUCAGGUUUCGGAGGUCUCGAGUCUCUCGAGGGAGCGGAUGUUCGACUCGCAGGAAAAACCGUUCAAGGAACAGGAGAAGAAGCUCUCGGACGAGAGACAGGAAAAGGGAUCGGAGGGUGGUAACAACCUCUGCGUGAAGACGGAGUACUUCGACAACAGCGGAUUCUCGUGCGGCCAGUGCACGAUGAAGUUUUCGAAUCUCGGGACCCUCAGGGACCACCUGAUAUCCAUUCAUCGGGUCGACGGGUUCGGGGCAACGCUGAUGUGCCCGCUCUGCGGAAUACCCUGUAUCUCCGCCGCCGCCUACGCCGAGCACUACGUUCUCCAGCACUGCGACGAUCGGAGGAUCAACUACGCGGAGAACUCGGACUACGCCGACCUCAAGACGACGUCCAGGAACAGUCUGAAGGCCGACGUUCUCGGCUACGGCACGAACAAGUCGUCCAGGGACUCGGAGAGAGCCGUUAAACAGAGCGACAGGGAAUCCGCGGAACCGAAGAUGGCCACCAAUGGAAAUUACGAAGCGAAAGAUCAGCCCGCUGACCUGACCAACAAACACGGCCGAUCCGGCGAGGUCUAUUCGGCUGGAACUCUGCUCUGCGGUCAGUGCGGCGCUGCUCUGAAGGACUUUGAAUCCUUCCGAGAGCACCUGGCCAGGCAUUUGCAGGCCGACCACCGCAAGGAGGUAGCCAAAAACCCGUGCCCGAAGUGCGACGCUUCUUUCCAGGAUCGCGAAGAGAUGCUGGGGCACCUUACCAAGCACUUUCUUGGCCAGGUUACGAAAGAGUACGCCUGCGGGGUCUGCAAGAAGUUUUAUCCUCAUCCCGACCUCCUUCAGAGGCACCUGCUCGACUCCCACGCCCACCAUUUGUACCGGUGUGCGCUCUGCCGGGACACCUUCGAUUCCAGAGUGGCGAUCCAGGUCCACUUCGCGGUGAAGCACAGCCAGGAAUGUCGCGUGUAUCGUUGCAGCGUCUGCCCGACAACGAACAACGAGAAUUCACCCGGCAACUCCCCCGGGGGUGGAAACAGGAACUUGUUUAGAAGCGAGGCGGAAAUGGCGAGCCACGUGCGAGCCGUUCACGCACCUCCGGUGGCCGUGGCUGAGGGCCCGAUGAUGCCCAGGAGUCCGGCGACCACGCCAGGGACUCUGGGGGCUAACCUGCGGUGCGUUUUCUGCGGUGUCUGCUGCGGCUCCGAUUUGGAGCUUCAGCUGCACCUGGCGAACCACUCGGCGAGUCUGUAUCGGUGCCCGAUAUGCCGGGAGGGUUUCGCGGUCGAGUUUCUUCUCGACAAGCACAUGCAGUCGCACCACCUCGGCGGACUGCCGACCGGGCAAACAACCCCGCGUGAAAACGGGCGAGUGAUUAAUCCUAGAGCGAGUCACGGGACCGAGGAUCCCGCGGGGCGGGUCCAGAAGAGAGGAAGAUCCCCGGCCAACAGCAACAACAACUCGGUCAGCCAGAGGGACAACAACAACAAGAGGCCCAAUCACGGGAGCAACGCGGCUCAGCAUUGCGAGCUCUGCGAACGGGGCGAGUUUGCAAACGACGCCGAGCUUCAGGCCCAUAAAAAGCUCGCCCACACGCCGCCCAAGGCCCAGAACAAGGCCCUCGCUACGCUCAGUCUGACCUGCGCCUACUGCGGUGAGGUUUGUAGGUCCAGGAGCGAGCUCGAGUCUCACACCAGGGUUCAGCACGCCUCGAACGAGCCGGGGGGUCGGCACAAGUGCAACAUAUGCGACGAGGUGUGCCCCUCCGGUUCCACCCUCGCUGAACACAAGCUACAGAAACACUGCAAGAUAUUACUCAGCGACACGUGCUUCGUGUGCCGUGGUGUGCUCAACUCGGAAAACCAGUUUCUCGAACACAUUCAACGCCACAGCCUCGAGAAUGUCGACCCCCAGCAGAGGGUCGAUAACUCCUUACCUCAUCUUCCGUCGCCUUGCGUUAUCUGUCGACAAACGCUUAUCACCGAUCUAGAAUGUCGCCUGCAUGCCAGGUACCACCUGAGGGCGAGUAGCUCGCAAAAUUCGAGUCCAAACCUGAGUCGAAAAUCACCAAAUCCUAGCUGCUGUAUUUGCCUGCGGGAAUCCCCUGCGGAGGAUGUCGUAAACCUGCCUUCGAACCCGGUGACUGGAGGGAACCAGUCCUUGCAGGUCUGUAAAUCCUGCUACGCGAGGCACACUCAAGGCCUACCGAUCCUCCACUCACCCUACGAGCACGUUCGCCACGGAGCUGGUAAAGAGGACCGCACCUGGGACCAGGCCAAAUGGGAGUCGAAAAUCUCCGCCAAGGAUUUCACGAGGGUUCAGGAGGCCGCGGUCAACCCCUCGGACGAAGAGGUCCGGAGGUGCGACGACUGCGGCGUCAAAUUCGAGGCCCCGGAGGAGCUGGAGGCCCAUAGGACCCAGGAACACCCGCAGCGUGAAGAAAAUCAGCCGAAGACUUAUACCUGUAUUCAGUGCCAGAUCUCCUUCGCGACGGAGGCUGAGAUCCAAAAACACGUGAGAAAGGAACACCUCGAAUCGACCGGGAAACCCUGUACCGACGCCCUCAGGUGUCACCUUUGUCUGACCGAGGCGUCCAGUCCUCUUCAGCUCCAGGCUCACCUCAUCGAGCACACUUUCGCUGGGUGUGCAGCCCUCAGUUGUUACAUUUGCCAGGCUCUUUUCACAGCGCCGGCAGGUUUGCAGAACCACAUGCUGCAGCAGCACGGACUCGGCGCCCGUCCAUACGACUGCAACUUGUGCAGUCUCAAGUUCUUCUUCCGAGCCGAGCUCGACCAUCACGUAAUUACGUCUCACCGUUCCGGGGGGUCGGUGUCACCGGGUGAUCACCAGCCGACUUCGACCGCGGUUACGAUAAGGAAUCUUGAUGGUGAUAACAAGGAGACCGAGCAGAGGAAGUCCCACGAGGUCAGGGUGAAAGACGAGAUGGUAGCCGGCGAGGAGGAAGACGUUAACGUUGACGAGCAAGGGGACGAGGAGGCGAGAGAUCGAGAUCAAGAAGGAGAGGAGCGAGGAGAAGAAGAAGUGAAAAAGGCGAAAGUGACCGCGCAAGGCGAGCCGGAAGGAUCCGUGGAAAGAAACGAUUCGUGAUUCGCUGUAAUUAAAGAGGAAAAAUGAUAAAUAAAAGAAGGAAAAAACUGCGUGCGGAAGAAAAUUACCAUCUGAUCGACCACUUAAUCAGUCGACUGUAAAUCAAUCGGGAAAUUUCAGAAAAAUGAGUUUUUGUCGUAUCUGCAACGGGAAAAGCUGAAAGCACGACUUGACUGAAUACUAUGAAUUUAUUUAUUUUCGCGGUUUUUUUUUUUAUCUUCUUUUCAGUCUACUCGUUUACCACAAACGAGCAAAAAGUUCGAUUAUCUAGAAAGUGAAACGCAGAAUUUAGCAAUAAUUUUCUGUUACAGUUAAAUGUAGGUACAAUAAACUUUUCGAUCUGUAGCAACGGAAAGUCGAAGCUACGAUCCGCGAUUAUAGGUACAGAGUAAUAAAAAUUUUACGCGAAAAGAAUUUAUUCUUGAUCGUGGCACGUUUAUUGUUUAAUUGUUAGGCAAUUAUUAUAUUUAUUACUGUCAUCAUUAUCAUUAACACAUAUUAUACAUUUGCAAAUUAGAUGUGGUACUUCCGACAAGCUAUUGCAUUGAAAACCAAUCUUCUGUCGACGAGUGAAAUCGGACGAAAAAAUGUGGGAAACUGAUAAAUAAAUAGUUACUUAUAGAGAUAAUAUAUAUUAUAUAUACACGAACAAAAAUUGUAAAUAAUUUUUCAACCCCACAAAUACGCGAAACGUAAAAUACGCAUAAGUAUACAUAUGCAUAUACAUAUAUACAAAUAUUAAACGUAAGCUUAUACUCGUUAAAUUUGACUAUAAAAUAGCGUAGCAUAAUUUUUUUAACGUUAAAUUUUUCAAUAUUUAUCGCUGUCUUGGAUACAAUUAUAUAUUUAAGUGCGAUAGUUAUUCUCCUUCUAAAUAUGUUAUUACAUUAUAUCUUAUUAUAUUAUAUUAUAUCUGUUGAUAGUUUAUUUUAUAAUGCAACGAUAUUUUCCGACUAAUCGUCACUUUCCCCUCACGAAAUGAUAUUGAAUUUUUUACAUUACUAUACAGCUGAUUCGUUUCAUGAUGACUUUCAAAUUAAUCGUUCUCUACAUUCCAGUCGAAAUUAUCAUUCGCAUUAUUAUGUUUGUUAGGUGUGGUUAUUACUGUAGUGAUGUAUACCUAUAUUUAAUAUUAUUUGAAUCCAAUUAACAGAUACGAAAAAUCCGUUCGUUAAUUUUCUAAUAAGUAUAAUAUACAUAGAAUCAAUGCAUAAAAAAGUAUUCCAUAACGAUGUAAAAUCUCACAUACAAACACAAACGCCACGCAUUACCUAUAAUCAUUUAUGAUAAUGAU
Molecule: messenger RNA, 5702 nt
Organism: Neodiprion virginianus
Lineage: Eukaryota; Metazoa; Arthropoda; Insecta; Hymenoptera; Diprionidae
Gene: L
Product: zinc finger protein 423
Exons: 7
Coding region: 371-4408 (1345 amino acids)
Biological process (GO): regulation of transcription by RNA polymerase II
Cellular component (GO): chromosome; nucleus
Molecular function (GO): chromatin insulator sequence binding; RNA polymerase II transcription regulatory region sequence-specific DNA binding; DNA-binding transcription factor activity, RNA polymerase II-specific
Source: RefSeq, a predicted model, not a curated record